AAGACCACGAAGGCUUCCGAGAAGUCCUACUGCUGAAGACCACGAAGGCAGAGAUGGCUAUGGCGAUCGGUGAAGGUUAUCCAGUUCUGAAACUGUGACUGAUUGUUGAUGCACAGACUCGGAGCCCAUUCUCGAAUCAAAGCAUGGACCGCCGCUACCAGUCUUUGAAGCUGCGCGACGCCAUCUCGCGCAGAAACGAUUAUGUAGAAGCAUGUAAAGAACUGCAAGGCAUUUUGAAAGCUGUCUAUAAAUCUGCCCCAAAACCACUUCAGUCCAUUCUUUACGAAGAUGUCGUACAUGCAUUUCGCAGUUUGCCAGAAAUGGAGAAUAAGCAACAGCUAGAAGCUGCAAGGUUGUUACUCCAAACAGUAGAAGACGUUUUUCCUAAGCAGAGGCGUGCUUCAGCUGCCCUUCAACACAAGAUUGCUAUGAUAACAUGGCACCGACAGUUUAAAUACCCUGAACCUUUGCCUGAAUGCUCACAACUGUCAGGGGACACACUACUACAUGUAUUCGAAUAUCUGGAUCCCCAGUCGUUGGCCAUAGCUUCUGCUGUUUGCAGGACGUGGAAUGUUGCAGCAACGGAUAACGCACUUUGGUGCAAUCAAUUCAAAUCCCUAUUCGCUGCAAAGGGUUCACUUGAACCACAAGAGGUUCCAGUUGGAUUCUGGUAUGAAACUUUCAAAGCUUUUAUAGACAUCAAAGAGCAUAGAGAAAAACUUUUCUUCUCAAACAGAGCUUUCUGUUCAGUCUGCCAAAAAGUACUGUGGUUGGUAGAGCCUCAUUGGAAACCUGUCAAGGGCAUGUGUGUUGCAAACAAAAAAAUUCAUUUACCUCAUUCUAUGUCCCUCAGUCAGGUUGUGAGGUACGUGGAGCGUUCCGUCACGCCAAAAGCUUCUGAUUAUUCUAGCAGCAGUGAUUCGGAUGAUGACUCCACCCAAAAUUCUUUCAGGUUAUGGCAGGUUAGGAAGGUCACCCUGGACGCAGAUCGAAUUCACAUUAAGUCUCAACCUCCAGGAAGCGCGAGAUGUCGGUAUGCACAAGAGGAUGCAUGAGAGACCAUCCGAUGCUGAGCUCGCCAGGUGAGCAGCACGAUCUGCCGUGUAUAUACCUCGAGGAUAUACGGUGUCGGUGAGUCAAUACCGACACAACACAUCACGAGAUCUAUUUCUGUUGUUUCAUUCAAAUCCGUUGCCUCUUGACUGUAAAGCUCAGUAACGACCUUCGUUGCUACAUUGUCGCCUCCUGAAGCCGUUAGACCUGGAUUAUGUUAUCCCUGUGAUUCUACCCCAGUGGAUAUAGCAGAGAAUAUACUUGUGAUUCUAUUCAUCUGGAUCUUGGACAGUCCAAUUGCUUCCAGUGGAUUUGUAGAUAGGGUUUAAGGUUGAUCUUUAUAGCUGUGUGGUAACACAAAAUUGUCAAAUGGGCAUUUUUGGAUUUUGGAACAACUACAAGUCGACAUUUCUUUGGGUGGA
This is a messenger RNA of Physcomitrium patens, 1475 nucleotides long. Its product is annotated as F-box protein At5g52880. Gene Ontology annotation, molecular function: protein binding. The record is from RefSeq and is a predicted model, not a curated record. Lineage: Eukaryota; Viridiplantae; Streptophyta; Bryopsida; Funariales; Funariaceae.